AGCGAACUCUUUGUGACAGAACCGAACACUUCUGCUCGGUGUAGCGCGAAUGGAAGGAAGCAUUGAAUGACAAUGAGGUUGAUGAUGCUCUCCUUUGUGGCCAUUCUUUUGCUACGGCAUGCGGAAGCAGCUGCAAACUGCGCCAAAAUGGCCGGCUGCCGAAAUCUUGCAGGUGGAGAUCAAACACGGCCAGUCUUAGAGGGCGAGCAAUACUUCACGCAGCCCGAUGGGGCUUGCUCCUUUGGCCAUGUCGCGGAGAAUGGUCUUCAAUGCAAACCUGGACCAUCCUGUGGCUAUACGCUCUUCAACUGCAUUUGCAUUAGUGAAGAAGCAGCAAGGGACAACUCCACGGGCGCUCGGAACAGCCGCUUUCUCUUCGGCGGCGGUGCCAGUGUACUUGCAAUGACCUUUGUGUUUUGCGCCUGGAUCUGGAGGCGGCGGCCACACCGCAAGAUCGUUCCAUCGAUCGGACUUGGAUGGCCACAAUCCAUAGGUCAGCCGCAGAGUCGUUUCACCGGCGUUUGUGUGGAGCAGGGGCCGGUCAUUGCGGAAGAGGUGCCAAAUGCGAAGAUCGCGAAAUGGGACUGUCUCAGCAUCGCAUUCAUCGUGUUUCUGCCGGGCACCCUUGUGGUGGCAGGCAUUGCGAUCUUUAUCUCUGGCUUGUCUAUCCAUGUUGGAGAGUAUUACAACGGAUGCCGCAUAUGAGAUGAUUUCUCCACCUGAGGUUGAGCUUGCUCGCUCGCUGCGUUUGAUGCUGCGUGGUGCGUGGUGCGGCGCGCCCAGCGGCGCCCGAAAUCAAUUGUUUAAAUUCAACGCCAUGUCCAAGCUCUUGAAAUCGGUGCUCCGUUUUCGACCGUUU
This is a messenger RNA of Durusdinium trenchii, 859 nucleotides long. The record is from the annotation of a GenBank genome assembly. Lineage: Eukaryota; Dinophyceae; Suessiales; Symbiodiniaceae.